CGAUGACUAUUUUCGACGCCAUUGUUUCUGAAACGUUGGUGAUCUGUGGUACAGUGUUCAAUUUUUGCAAUUAUCCUAGUUUGAAAAACGAUAUCUCAAUCUGAUAAAUCAUUUAGCUGUUAUUUGUAAUAAAUAAAUGUAAUAAAUGCAUAACCUAUAUUUAUUAUGAUUUAUUUUUCUGUACAACAAUAAAUUACAUUUCUGUAUGGUUGCCACCCAUACAGAAUACAGAGGAACUUUUGUAUUUUUUUCUUCCAUCGUUCUACAAUUUACAAAAAAUGCGAAUUCCAAUAAGAGAGAUCCGUGUGUGUGCAGUGUGUACAUGUACCUGACAUUGCAAGCAGGCAGCAAAAACCCAAAUUGUCAAAUCACUUUUCAGUGAAAGUCUCUUUGUGUAUGUAAAAACGUAAUCCCCAAAGCUUUACCUGUCUCCGGAUUUUUUUUUUGUCAAGCCCCCCACUAUAAAAAAAGACUCCGACAGUCAUCUGUCACAUACUAAUAUCAUAGAUAAAAUAUCGCAGGUGAUCAGCACACAGACAUGGAUGAGGUUAAAAUGGAUCACAAGCCGAGGCCUAUACAGAUCGUCAUUGACAAUAAGGAUCACACCUUCUCCUUGGAUGAGGAACAGCUGUCCCACGUCCUGCUCAGGGAGGACAUCAAGGACAGAUAUGUGGUGGUUGUUUCAGUUGUUGGGGCCUGCCGUAAAGGAAAAUCAUUUAUAUUGGACUUUUUCCUGAGAUACUUGAAUGUCAAGUAUAUCGAAAAUAAAAGUACGUCCGACUGGUUGGGACCACAAGAUGUGCCCUUGGAGGGAUUCUCGUGGCGCGGCGGUUACGAGCGCGAAACUACGGGCAUCCAGAUGUGGUCCGAGGUGUUUUUAGGUGAACUGGACUCCGGCGAUAAGGUGGCCAUAGUUUUAUUGGACACGCAGGGCGCGUUCGACAAGAAGGAUUGCGCGACGGUCAUCGCCCUUAGCACCAUGAUCAGCUCCGUGCAGAUUUUUAACCUUUCAGAAAACAUCCGGGAAGAUGAUCUCCAGUAUUUGCAGCAAUUCACGGAGUACGGAAGAUUGGCGUUGGCGGAUUCGGGAAAGACGCCGUUCCAAAGGCUUCAAUUCCUCGUGAGGGAUUGGAGUUAUCCUUACGAAGCCGAAUACGGAGCGCUCGGAGGUCAGAAGAUCCUGCAGAAGAAGCUGCAGGUGAACGAUAAGCAGCAUCCGAAGCUGCAGUCGCUUCGCAAUCACAUCAGGUCCUGCUUCACGGAGAUCGCGUGCUUCCUGAUGCCACAUCCCGGUCUGCAGGUGGCCACCAGUCCGCAUUUCGACGGAAAACUCAAAGAUAUUACUGACGAAUUCAAGCAGAACCUGCAGAUAUUAGUGCCAAUGCUGUUGGCGCCCGAGAACCUAGUGCUGAAGCAGAUCAACGGACAGAAAGUCAAAGCCAGGGAUUUAGUGCAAUAUUUUAAGUCGUACCUUAACAUAUGUAGUGGCAAUAAAUUACCAGAACCAAAGUCCGUGCUUGUCGCUACAGCCGAAGCCAAUAACCUGUCAGCCGUCGCUGAUGCCAAAGAUGUUUACAUAGCUUUAAUGGAGGACGUGUGCGGCGGCAACAAACCCUACCUGAACACCCUGAAGCACAGGACGAUCAAAAAUAAGGCUCUCCUUCAGUUCGUCAGGAAGCCGAAGAUGGGCGGCGAAGAGUUCAGCGAAAAGUACAAAUUGCAACUAGAAAAGAAAAACGUAUAGAUUUUAAACUUAA
Messenger RNA from Nicrophorus vespilloides, 1757 nucleotides. RefSeq names its product atlastin-like. Bases 539 to 1744 code for a protein of 401 amino acids. NCBI's taxonomy places the organism in Eukaryota, Metazoa, Arthropoda, Insecta, Coleoptera, Silphidae. Gene Ontology annotation, biological process: endoplasmic reticulum organization; protein homooligomerization. The record is from RefSeq and is a predicted model, not a curated record. The transcript is spliced from 8 exons. Gene Ontology annotation, molecular function: GTP binding; GTPase activity.